AUGGCGCCAUCCAGUGGUACAGGCGUGACCGGAAGUGGUUCGAGCACAAGAACAUCCGGUAUGAUACCAAAUGGUGCCGGAGUCAGUCAGGGCACGGGAGUGGGUGCUAACACCUCAGGAAUGAGAGCCACCAGUGGCUCCAUGGCAACCCCCGCUAUAGCCAACCCGCCAACAGCCAUGGGACAGACAGUACCAGGGUCAAACACCCAAACCCAGCCACCUGCAGGAAAUAACGACAUGAUGACGCUGUUACAGAUGUUAGGCAAUGGGUUAACUAGCAACCUACCGGGACCCAGCAUAGGGUCGGGAGGUGGGACGCCAGCGUCGGUCUCCCCGCCACCUACCCCGGUCAGACCGACGGCGGCAACUCCCUCUACACAGGAUCCAUUCCUAUCCUCUCUACUGGCGGCACUGACCACAACACCAGUUGGUUCAUGA
Molecule: messenger RNA, 438 nt
Organism: Lingula anatina
Lineage: Eukaryota; Metazoa; Brachiopoda; Lingulata; Lingulida; Lingulidae
Molecular function (GO): calcium ion binding
Source: RefSeq, a predicted model, not a curated record